Molecule: messenger RNA, 1413 nt
Organism: Lepus europaeus (European hare)
Lineage: Eukaryota; Metazoa; Chordata; Mammalia; Lagomorpha; Leporidae
Product: cytochrome P450 2K6-like
Exons: 9
Coding region: 1-1413 (470 amino acids)
Biological process (GO): xenobiotic metabolic process
Cellular component (GO): cytoplasm; intracellular membrane-bounded organelle
Molecular function (GO): iron ion binding; heme binding; oxidoreductase activity, acting on paired donors, with incorporation or reduction of molecular oxygen, reduced flavin or flavoprotein as one donor, and incorporation of one atom of oxygen
Source: RefSeq, a predicted model, not a curated record
AUGGCAAAAUCUUCCAAGCUACAUUCUCCUCCAGGACCCAGACCUUUGCCAAUGAUUGGAAAUCUGCUUCUCCUCAAUCUGCAGAGGCCCUAUCAAACCAUGCUGGAGCUCUCCCAGAAAUACGGUUCCAUUUACAGCAUCCAAAUGGGGCCUAAGAAGGUGGUGGUGCUCUCCGGCUAUGAGACACUAAAAGAUGCCCUUGUUAAUUAUGGUGAACAAUUUGGGGAACGACCUCGAGUGCCUAUAUUUGAAAGGCUCUUUGAAGGAAAAGGAAUUGUCUUCUCUCAUGGUGAAACCUGGAAAACUAUGCGAAGAUUCAGCUUGACCACUUUACGGAAUUUUGGAAUGGGCAAGCGCAUAAUAGAAGACACAAUUAUAGAGGAAUGCCAGCAUCUCAUACAGAACUUUGAGUCUCACAGAGGAAAACCCUUUGAGAUCAAAACAGUAAUGAAUGCUUCAGUUGCUAAUGUCAUUGUAUCAGUGCUGCUUGGAAAACGCUUUGAUUACCAAGACCCUCAGUUCCUGAGACUUUUAACCUUGAUUGGCGAAAAUGUGAAACUCAUUGGAAGUCCUAGAAUUACGCUUUUCAAUAUGUUUCCUGUUUUGGGAUUUCUCUUAAAAAGUCAUAAGACAGUCCUCAGGAACCGAGAUGAAUUAUUUUCUUUUAUAAGGAUGACCUUCCUAGAUCGUCGUCAUAAAUUUGACAAAAGCGAUCCAAGAAGUUUCAUUGAUGCUUUUUUGGUCAGACAGCAGGAGGAGAAAGAUACAUCCACUGACUAUUUCAGUGAUGCAAAUUUGGUGGCACUUGUCAGUAAUCUGUUUGUGGCAGGUACAGAGACCACAGCCUCCACACUGCGCUGGGCGAUUCUGCUCAUGAUGCGAUAUCCUGAAGUCCAGAAAAAGGUCUGUGAUGAGAUCACCAAGGUCGUGGGAUCAGCCCAGCCUCGAAUUGCACACCGAACUCAAAUGCCAUACACAGAUGCUGUUCUUCAUGAAGUACAGAGGUUUGCUGACAUUCUGCCCACAGGCGUGCCCCGUGCAACAACCGCAAACGUUACCUUUAAAAAUUAUCAUAUUCCCAAGGGCACUGAAGUCGUCACUUUACUGACCUCGGUACUUCGAGAUCAAACACAGUGGGAAAAACCAGAUGCGUUUAAUCCUGAGCAUUUCCUCAACUCAGAGGGGAAGUUUAUCAAGAGAGAAGCUUUCAUGCCUUUUUCACUGGGCCGCAGGAUGUGUGCUGGGGAGUCACUAGCCAAGAUGGAGCUUUUCCUUUUUUUCACCAGCCUCAUGCAGAAGUUCACCUUCCAGCCACCCCCAGGAGUCUCCCAUCUGAACCUGGAUCUAACCCCGGACAUUGGUUUCACCCUUCGGCCGAUGCCUUACAAGAUAUGUGCUGUGUCCCAGGACUAG